AUGCCCAAACCCAAAAAGAGCUCGGGCAAGCCGCCGGCGAAGCCCACCGCUCCCAAUACCUCUUCAACGUCGCCCAUUCCUUCCCCGUUCAAGCCAGCGCCCGCGGAGCUGUCGACCUUCCUCGACACCCUAACCUCCAAAUCGCACCUCUAUAUCAUCCACCUCGACACGCACCCUCCCGCUUUCAAACGGCGCAUCUUCACCGUCCCGCUCCUCCUCAACAUCUUCAUUCUCAUAAUCCUCGUCUUCCGUCUCCAGCGAGCCCUCCCCACCUAUUUCUACCUCCUCCUCUCCGUUCUCGGCUAUGACAGUCCCGCCAACAUCGAUAAAGACAAUACGGAUCAAUGGACACUACUUGGAAUAAGCGGGGAGAGGACGUUGAUGUUUGCAGGGGAUUUUUUACUGUUUAGGUUCGUGGGGAUGUGGCCGUGGGACUUCUUCUUGGGGAAGGGUGGGGAGGCCAGCCCGGUGGGUUGGAGGAGGUGGUGCCGGUUUAGGGAUGUGGAGGUUGUGGUUCGGAGGAGUAGGAGGUGGGAUGUUCCGCUCUUUGCUACGGAGAGAAGUGGGGAGGAGGAGGAUAUGAGAGGGGAGGUGGAGAAGAGGGACGGGGUUAAAGAGGAGUGGCUACAGGAAGGGCGACAGGGGAAAUUGUUUAGAGAAAGGGUGUUGCCGGCUGUGGACAAGGGCUGGGUGAAAAGCAAGACCAGCUACCAAAUGCUGGAUCAGAACUGGGAUCUGUAUUUCUCCGGCAUGAUCGAAGCGCAAGCGCUCGUUGACGUAGGCAAGAACGAGAUCGACGACUUCCGAACAAGCGUGCUGGUCCACAGCGAGAAAUCGGGCUGGCUGAUCUGGGAAGUGUGGCGCGAGCAGGAAGAAGGCGCAGGAGACGAAGGCACGAGGAAGCUGCAGUUGAUCAAGAAUCAUUUGACGGCUAUGGGGAAGGAGAAUUUGUUCUUUCGGUGGAUUGAGAUUGUGCAGAGUGAGACGAGUCAGACGGGGCCAUUUACGGGGGAGCGGCAGAAGAAGGCGGUGCAGAAGAAUUAG
This is a messenger RNA of Letharia columbiana, 1044 nucleotides long. RefSeq lists its product as uncharacterized. The record is from RefSeq and is a predicted model, not a curated record. The coding region runs from base 1 to 1044 and encodes 347 amino acids. The transcript is spliced from 2 exons. NCBI's taxonomy places the organism in Eukaryota, Fungi, Ascomycota, Lecanoromycetes, Lecanorales, Parmeliaceae.